Marmota flaviventris (yellow-bellied marmot) is the source of this 514-nucleotide messenger RNA. It is a transcript of the gene Ly96, whose product is annotated as lymphocyte antigen 96. The record is from RefSeq and is a predicted model, not a curated record. Gene Ontology annotation, molecular function: lipopolysaccharide binding; Toll-like receptor 4 binding; lipopolysaccharide immune receptor activity. Gene Ontology annotation, cellular component: lipopolysaccharide receptor complex. Gene Ontology annotation, biological process: positive regulation of lipopolysaccharide-mediated signaling pathway; toll-like receptor 4 signaling pathway; innate immune response. NCBI's taxonomy places the organism in Eukaryota, Metazoa, Chordata, Mammalia, Rodentia, Sciuridae.
AUGUUUUCAUUUAUGCUCUUUUCUACUAUGUUUUCUUCCAUACUUACUGAACCUGAGGAGCAACACUGGACCUGCAGCUCCUCUGAUGCAACCAUUGCUUAUACCUACUGUGAUGACAUUAAAUUUCCUAUUUUAGUUAGACCUGAACCCUGUAUAUCAUUGAAAGGUACUGAAGGAUUUUUGCAUAUUUUCUACAUUCCAAGAAGAGAUUUAAAACAAUUAUAUUUCAAUCUCUAUAUAUCUGUCAACUCCAUGAAUUUGCCAAAGCGCAAAGAAGUUAUUUGCCGAGGAGCCAAUGAUGAAUAUUCUUUUUGCAGAGCUCUGAAGGGAGAGACUGUGAAUACAACAAUACCGUUCUCCUUCAGGGGAAUACUAUUUCUUAAGGGCCGAUACAGAUGUGUUGCAGAAGCCAUUGCUGGGCAUACUGAAGAAAAACUCUUUUGUUUGAAUUUUACCAUCACAUACCACCCUCGUCUCAAUUAGAAUAAAUUGAAUAUAUUUUUAUUUUUCAAAA